This is a messenger RNA of Saccharomyces eubayanus, 2196 nucleotides long. RefSeq names its product lanosterol synthase ERG7 (gene ERG7). Gene Ontology annotation, biological process: triterpenoid biosynthetic process; ergosterol biosynthetic process. Gene Ontology annotation, molecular function: lanosterol synthase activity. The transcript has a single exon. Lineage: Eukaryota; Fungi; Ascomycota; Saccharomycetes; Saccharomycetales; Saccharomycetaceae. The coding region runs from base 1 to 2196 and encodes 731 amino acids. Gene Ontology annotation, cellular component: lipid droplet. The record is from RefSeq and is a predicted model, not a curated record.
AUGACAGAAUUUUAUUCUGAAAAAAUCGGUCUUCCAAAGACAGAUCCACGUCGCUGGAGAUUAAGAACUGAUGAAUCAGGCCGAGAAAGCUGGGAAUACUUGACGCCUGAGCAAGCAGCUAACGACCCGCCAUCCACUUUCACACAAUGGCUUCUUCAAGAUCCAGACUUUCCUCAACCCCACCCAGAAAAAAACAAGCAUUCACCAGACUUUUCGGCUUUCGAUGCCUGCCAUAACGGUGCAUCUUUCUUCAAACUCUUGCAAGAGCCCGAUUCUGGUAUUUUCCCAUGUCAAUAUAAAGGGCCCAUGUUCAUGACAAUUGGUUAUGUUGCUGUGAGCUAUAUUGCUGGCAUUCAAAUUCCUGAACAUGAAAGGAUAGAAUUAAUCAGAUACAUCGUGAACACGGCACAUCCCGUCGAUGGUGGUUGGGGGUUGCACUCCGUGGACAAAUCUACUGUUUUUGGUACUGUACUGAACUAUGUUAUUUUGCGUCUGUUAGGCCUAUCGAAAAAUCAUCCCGUUUGUGUCAAGGCAAGAGAUACUUUAUUAAGAUUAGGCGGUGCUAUUGGUGCGCCACACUGGGGCAAAGUUUGGCUAAGUGCAUUAAACUUGUAUAAAUGGGAAGGUGUUAACCCUGCUCCUCCUGAAACUUGGCUACUUCCGUACUCAUUGCCUAUUCAUCCAGGAAGAUGGUGGGUUCAUACUAGAGGCGUUUACAUUCCAGUCAGUUACCUGUCAUUGGUAAAGUUUGUAUGUCCCAUGACUCCUCUUCUUGAAGAAUUGAGGGGUGAAAUUUACGUCAAACCAUUUGAUAAGAUUAACUUUUCUAACCACAGAAACACUGUGUGUGGAGUGGAUUUAUAUUAUCCACACUCUAAAAUUUUGAAUAUUGCAAAUUGUUUUGUUGUAUUUUACGAAAAAUACUUGAGAAAUCGAUUCAUUUAUUCCUUAUCCAAGAGAAAAGUUUACGACCUGAUUAAAAAGGAAAUUGAAAAUACCGAUUCUUUGUGUAUAGCACCUGUUAAUCAAGCAUUUUGUGCCCUUGUUACCUUAAUUGAAGAAGGUGUAGAUUCAAAAGCCUUCAAAGAUUUCCAAUACAGAUUCAAGGAUGCAUUGUUUCAUGGCCCACAGGGCAUGACCAUUAUGGGAACCAACGGUGUGCAAACUUGGGACUGUGCAUUUGCCAUUCAAUAUUUUUUUACUGCUGGUCUGGCAGAAAGACCGGAAUUUUAUAACACAAUUGUCUCCGCUUAUAAAUUCUUGUGUCGUUCUCAGUUUGACACUGAAUGCGUUCCUGGUAGUUUUAGAGACAAAAGAAAAGGUGCUUGGGGUUUUUCAACAAAGACUCAAGGUUAUACGGUUUCUGACUGUACUGCAGAAUCGAUCAAGGCUAUUAUCAUGGUAAGAAACUCUCCGGUCUUUAGUGACGUACAUCAUUUGAUCACCAAUGAACGCUUAUUUGAGGGUGUUGAUGUACUAUUGAAUUUACAAAACAUCGGCUCUUUUGAAUAUGGCUCCUUCGCCACUUAUGAAAAAAUCAAAGCGCCACUGGCCAUGGAGAACUUGAAUCCAGCUGAAGUUUUCGGUAACAUCAUGGUAGAAUACCCAUACGUGGAGUGCACAGAUUCUUCCGUUCUUGGACUGACCUACUUCCAUAAGUUUUUUGACUAUAAAAAAGAGGAAAUAUCUACAUGUAUCAGAAUCGCUAUUGAAUACAUCAAGAAGUCUCAACUACCAGAGGGAGGUUGGUAUGGAAGCUGGGGUAUUUGCUUCACCUAUGCAGGUAUGUUUGCGUUGGAAGCACUACACACUGUGGGAGAAACAUACGAAAAUUCCUCGACGGUGAGAAAAGGUUGUGAUUUCCUGGUGAGCAAGCAGAUGAAAGACGGUGGUUGGGGUGAAUCGAUGAAGUCUAGUGAGUUGCAUAGUUAUGUGGAUAGUGAAGACUCUCUAGUCGUCCAAACAGCAUGGGCACUGAUUGCACUGCUUUUUGCUGAAUACCCGAAAAGAGAGGUCAUUGACCGAGGUAUUGAGCUUUUAAAGCAUAGACAAGAAGAAUCCGGAGAAUGGAAAUUUGAGAGCGUAGAAGGUGUUUUUAAUCAUUCCUGUGCAAUCGAAUACCCAAGUUAUAGAUUUUUGUUUCCCAUAAAGGCAUUAGGUAUGUAUACCAAAGCAUAUGAACCAGAUUGUUUUUGA